This is a messenger RNA of Sycon ciliatum, 2770 nucleotides long. RefSeq lists its product as uncharacterized. Gene Ontology annotation, cellular component: cytoplasm. Bases 1 to 1920 code for a protein of 639 amino acids. The transcript has 3 exons. The record is from RefSeq and is a predicted model, not a curated record. NCBI's taxonomy places the organism in Eukaryota, Metazoa, Porifera, Calcarea, Leucosolenida, Sycettidae. Gene Ontology annotation, biological process: protein phosphorylation; signal transduction. Gene Ontology annotation, molecular function: ATP binding; protein kinase activity.
AUGUAUGGUGAUGAUAUCAUUCUGUUUGGUGGUAAUGACGUAAUCGCUGAAGACAAUGGCUUCAGAACCACCCGUGAUAAUGUUGAAAGGUUCAUGACAACCGAUCACGUGUUGCUAAUGGCGAUCAAGAACCUAUCGUUUAUACAUCUGCGCAAGAUCCUGAACAAGACAGUGAAAGUGAUUCCCUAUUUCAAUUUCACCAUAUUUGGCCAUCAUGUGAUCGACAAUUUCGUCUUCUCCGGUGGGUUUGCGUAUGACUUGGAUCAUUAUACGCCAGCAGUAGGUUUUCUGUUUGUGAAUGUUUCGGGAAACUGUCCCCUGGGCUAUGGAUUCUCGGACCAUCGUACCUGUCAGCCCUGCUCUGUAGGGUAUUACUCGUCCGCUAUUGGAGAGGAAUGUCGCAGAUGUCCUGGUGAUUUAACGACACCAGGCAUUGGAGCCUGGAAAUGCGAUACCAUAUGCAAGGAUAACUUCUGCCAUGGCCACGGUACAUGCAUGGUGGACAGGGAUGACAAGAAGUAUUGCAAGUGCAAGUUUGGAUACCUGCCUGCCGACAACUGCCGUACACCCACAGUCUAUCUUUCUCAGGUGGCCGCCGUUAUUUUCUCCUUGGUACUUUCUUUGUGCAUUACGUUCCUAGUGAAGUUCAUUCGAAAGCGUCGUGACUUGAGGAAUACGGAGAAACAGAUGCAAAUCCAACAUGUUCAUCUCCAAAGGUCACUGAGGAAACUUGCGGAACUGAAUCGGGGAGCGCGAAUGCAAUGGACCGACAUAACCAUCAGCAAACGACUCGCUUCGGGCACCUACAGCAAGGUGUAUAUUGCAAAGCUUAGUGACAUGGAUGUUGUUGUCAAGAAACUUCCCAAGCGUUUCAAUCGCACGCGAUGGCGUACAUCACCUUUUGACAUCUUCUUGGAAGAGGCUGAGACACUGCGUUCAUUGCGCCACCCAAAUAUUGUGCUCUUUCUUGGAGCAGGCCAGGACACAGCAGACAAUUGCCCUUUCUUGGUUAUGGAGUACUUGCGACGAGGUUCUCUCUACGACAAUCUCCAUGACCCAGGAAUUCAACUAGAACAAGAGGAUAUGCUCCGGUUUGCUCAGGACAUCGCUCGUGGUAUGCGAUAUUUGCAUAGCUCCAAUCCUCCACAGAUUCACCGUGAUCUAAAGAGUCCAAACCUAUUGGUCAGUGACAAGUGGGUGGUGAAAAUCGGGGACUUAGAGUAUACCAGAUAUCUUGCCCUACUGGACAGUGAAGAUCGUCCGCAAUCUGGCCGGGAAUCCAGCAGCGAUGCCCAACCCAACGCUCAGGCGGCAAGCGGUAUAACAUUACAGCAGAACUCAACGGCACACGGCUGCGAAAGAGAGACUCUGAUUCAAUCAACGGUUUCUGAAUGCCGAGAACGUUCACCGUCAAUACACCACAGCAGCGGAGAAGUCGCAAUUCCACUUCUGUGCAUCACGGACCAGACUCAAUCUGACAAUACGAUCUCUGGAAAUGCUGGUCCCAUCGUAACUAUGACAACAGACGACGCAGAGAGUACACUCAGUCCCUGUUUCACGGCCUCCUCACAGCUACCAUCGCGAGUUGGAAUGACGUGUGGUGUGGGGACUGACAGAUGGAGAGCUCCAGAGACACUGACUGAGAAUAGUUACACUGAAAGGUCGGAUGUGUACAGUUAUGGCGUAGUUCUGUGGGAGAUAUCUACUCGUCGGCUUCCCUACGCACAUUUGACAUUCCCGGAGGACAUCCAUCAAGAGAUCCUUGAUGGCAACACGCCAGUCUUCCCUCCCACCACUCCUUACCCAUACCGUCAUCUGGCUGAGAAGUGCAUGAGCGAGGAAGCACGUGACCGGCCCUCAUUUCAGCAGAUAUUUCAUCAGUUGGAAGGUCUACAGGAUGCAUUUGAGGUUGACGUCUAAAGGGCCGCCCCAGUCACCCCAUAACUGAAUUUAUCACGUGGCACGUGAUUGUUCCCCAUACUCCAGCGAAUCAGCACCUUUGGCGCCGCCAGCAAUAAUAUGCGAUAUUGCCCGCAAAAAAAUGUUUAUUUCAGUCAUGGCGUGACUAAGACGACUCUCUAGACAGUACGACUCUACGACGAGUCGCAGUGUAGCAUUGAGACGAAGAUGGAAUUCUUUUUGGAGAUGGACGUCCCGGCAAUGGACAUGGCCUCGGACGUCUGCCGUGUGGUGCUUGCAGGGAUCAUUUUGUUCAGUCAUGUUGGCAGCCUCACUGUCGGUAAGCUUGUGGAUAGGAUUCAGUUCUGCUCGAUGUGGUACUAUGAUCACAAAAAAUUAUAUGAAAUAACUCAAAUUCAACUCGAUCAGCAUCGUGCGUUUCAGAUCCUCGCAAAGUCACUGCCUGUGUGUGGUCUUCCUGUGCCACCCAAAACUCUUACCAGGCUCAUCUGUCCUCUGCCUUCACCUUUGCUUGAACAACAAACACAACAAUUCAGGAAUGUUUUGCAAUGAAAAAUACAGCUAUCAGGAGCUGAAAUAAAGGAGAAAAAUUGUUUAUUUGCCAACUUCCUGAUACACAUGUAAACAUGAAGAAACUCUUUGUGGCAGCACUCUUAAUGUUUCAACUGAAAUUAUGAUUCUGUUGUGUUUUUUUGUGUUUGACAUGUCUAUUGCUAUGACGAUGCGUUUUGCUCAGGACAGCGAUUUGACGAUCGUUUUUCCGAGUGUGCUUUUGUGUAACAUGUUCUGGUUGAAACGAGUGGUAAUGUCCAUAUGAAGGAGUUUUCAGUCUGUGUUUUGUGGUCUGCCC